Molecule: messenger RNA, 2398 nt
Organism: Aspergillus ibericus CBS 121593
Lineage: Eukaryota; Fungi; Ascomycota; Eurotiomycetes; Eurotiales; Aspergillaceae
Product: transient receptor potential ion channel family protein
Exons: 2
Coding region: 193-2280 (695 amino acids)
Biological process (GO): transmembrane transport; fungal-type cell wall biogenesis
Source: RefSeq, a predicted model, not a curated record
CGCUUGGCACCUGCACUCCUCCGGGCGCUGUCAGGCUUAUAUCCUGCGUAACCACGCCGCUCACUUCCCCCACGUCCACUUGCUCGUCUGUUCGCUCGCUAGAGACGACAUGUCACAUAGCACUCUGGCCUCCGUCGCUACCAUCAACUGCUAGCUGCUGCCCCUAUACCUUCGUUAUUCCAUGAGAUUGAGAUGCGCUGGUCAACGUAUUUUAUCAGUGGCCUGCUCACCUGCACGGCACCGCUGGUGGCGGCAACCCGGCUGAUUGAAUCCAACGCGUUGAACAUUUGCCAGAACAGUCCUAAUUUCACCGCCACUUACUUCAGCGUUCGGUUCACGCCUGGGAACAAGUCCCUGGUGCUGAGUUUCGAUGGCGUCGCUGCGAUUUCCGGCAAAGUCACAGCCGAUCUGUUAGUCGAUGUUUAUGGCUACCAACUCACCGGUGAGACCCUGGAUCCCUGCAAGAUGGAUCUGCAGGGUCUCUGUCCGAUGAGCGCGGGGGCGAUCAACGUUCAAAAUACCGUGAUCCAGAUCCCGGAUGAUGUGGUGCACCGGAUUCCGGGUAUCGCAUACAGCGUGCCCGACCUCGAUGCCACCGUCCGUGUCUACAUCAACUCUACGGACACCGGAGAGAGUAUCACCUGUCUCGAAGCGACGUUGUCGAAUGGAAAGACGGUCUACCAGAAAGGGGUCGGAUGGACGACAGCGGUGAUUUCAGGCGUUGGGCUGAUCGCGUCCGCUGUGGCGGCGGGUCUGGGCAAUUCCAAUACGGCGGCCCAUGUCGCUGCUAAUGUGCUGGCGUUUUUCAGCUUCAUGCAGUCUCAGGCCAUGUUCGGGAUGAUCUCGGUGCAUAUGCCUCCGAUCGUGGAAGCUUGGACCCAGAAUUUGCAGUGGAGCAUGGGCAUCAUUCAUGUUCACUUUUUGGAUACCAUUUGCACCUGGUACCAACGAUCCACCGGGGGGAAGCCAUCGACUGUCUUAUCCGAGCUGUCUACGACGUCUGUGGAAGUGCUUAAACGGAAGCGGUCUUUGGAUGGAGUCGAUCUGUUCAAACGGGCCUAUGCGCAAUCUGAGACAGCCAACGCUAGGACCUCAGUGGUGCGGGGCAUUAGCCGCGUGGGGUUCAAGGCUCAUAUCGAGGGCACCAACAUCUUCCUGAAUGGGUUCAUCUUUUUCGUCUUCUUUGUGGCCGUGGUGAUGAUUCUCGUCGCGGCGCUCAAGGCCGGUAGUUAUUUCCUUGCGAAGAAGGGCACGGUCAAGUCGGACAAAUUCGGAGAUUUUCAUGUGUCCAAAGGGAUCCUUUACCGAUUGAUCUUUAUCGGAUUUCCCCAGAUGUGUGUGCUUUGUCUGUGGGAGUUUACCCAGCAUGAUUCGGCGGCCGAGGUCGUCUUGGCGGUGAUUAUGCUCGUUUCGAUGAUCUGUACGCUGGGAUGGGCUGCAUGUCGAGUCAUCAUUCUUGCGAGACGGUCUGUGACGUUGCACCGAAACCCGGCAUACAUUCUGUACUCGGAUGAAGCAUGCCUGAACAAACUGGGGUUCUUGUAUGUGCAUUACCGAGCCACUGCCUAUUACUUUCUGGUGUUUGCCCUGGUAUACAUCUUCAUCAAAGCGAUGUUUAUCAGUCUGAGCCAAUCGGCCCCGAUCGUACAGACGGUGGCGUUGAUUAUUAUCGAGACGUCUGCGCUGAUUGGGAUCAGCAUUGUGCGCCCGUGGAUGGACAAAAAGACCAACGGGUAUAACAUCGCCAUCGCGGCCAUCAACUUUGUGAAUGCUAUUUUCCUGCUGUUCUUUUCUCAGGUUUUCGACCAGCCUGGCAUUGUGACGGGCGUGAUGGGGGUCAUUUUCUUCGUGUAUAAUGCCGCUUUCGUGCUGAUUCUUCUGGUUCUUGUGUUGCUUACUUCGGCCUAUGCGAUCUUCUCCAAGAACCCUGAUCUGCGCUACCAGCCGAUGCGGGACGACCGGGGAUCAUUUGUCAAAUCGCAGAGCCAAUUGGUCACGGAGCUGGACGCCCUGGCCUCGACUGCCCGAGGGGAGGGCAGUAAGGAAUGGAACAAAGCGAGUCUGCUGGAUGAUAAUGGGUCCGUGGCCAGCGACGCCGUUCAUCGCAGCCAGCAGGAUCUGCCUGUUCGCGAAAUGACCGAGUCGCCCAUGAACCGGAUGAGUUUGGGGUCGAUCAGCCGGGGAAAUAGUCCGGUCCAACGAACCACCUCACCAGCAGCAGAGGGCUUGAAUCAGAGUUUACUGGGUGACAGCGAUACUGCAUCCGGUCACAGACAUUGAUACCGAUCGUAGCCAGUGAUAGGAUUUGUAUGUAAUCAUUUUUAUCUUCAUUGAUUGUUGUAUUGUAUGCUUGAUUCCAUGUCGGCUAGCUUGUCGUAUCUGAAAAGUCUUUUUCUCA